Thlaspi arvense is the source of this 1354-nucleotide messenger RNA. The record is from the annotation of a GenBank genome assembly. NCBI's taxonomy places the organism in Eukaryota, Viridiplantae, Streptophyta, Magnoliopsida, Brassicales, Brassicaceae.
AUGGCUGGUCUGAUGUCUCAAUCACAAACCUCUCAAAACCCUCAACCUCAGAUGCUUCAACGGCGAAGAUCUUCCAAUCAGAUGCUUCCAACGCCUGAAAUGUCUCCAACAACAAUCUCUUCGAAUCCUCCACUGCACAACUCCGAAAUACAAAGUAAUCUGGUGUCUGAAGCUCAGGGAUAAGUGGAUUGACGACAAUGCACAGAUUCAACCCAAUCUCCAGAAAGAAAAUCUUUGCUAUCUUGAGACUCUGCUAAGGACACCAAACCGUCAUCAGUAGAUAACUGUCCUCUCUCCACUAAAACCUCAGCCACCAUAUACCAAAUGGAAAGGUUUGGUCAUCCCAAGUCGGGUUUGGUCCAGAAGAUUACAAAGAUCUUCACAAACAAAUUUGAUGAUGCAUACUAAAAUUAGAGUUGUGUGCCUCAGUCGUGAGCGGAGUAAUACUUCAUGGAAUUUGCGAAAGAGUACACCUAUGAUCCCUUAAUAACAUGGACGGUACAAACACAUUUUGUGGUGAUUUGUCAGAGGAGGAUGAAGAAUAUGGUCAGCAAAGCUCAUGUUCUUCAUGUGCAACAUACCUGGAUCAGCGAGACUAUUUGGACUGAAAUGUGCACCUACUGGGACAUUGAUGAAGCUAUACCGAGGAGUCAUACCACAUCUGAUGCUCGGAAUUCUGUCCGUGGCGGACUUGGUCCUCACAAGAACUUCACUAGGCAAAAGUCUUUUCAACAAAUUCACCAAGAAAUGGAAGGCGCAGAAGAUCGCAUAGACGUAUGAGAAGAACCUGCAAGCGAAGCUGUUCGAGUUCGAGGCAGAAACUUCAGAUGGGACUUCGUGACCUCGAGAGCUAACCACAAACAAGGACAACGACCUCUUUCUUCAGAGGCCUUGCUAAUGGUAUUGGAAGUCUCGGAGAGUCUCACGUUGGCGGCAAGCUCAAGUACCUGGGUAGCUCUUCGUCGUCUUCUCACGUGCUCCAACAACAACUCAAAGAAGCUCAAUGCCAAAUAGAAGCACAAGACGCUUAUAACGCGUGGCUUGAAACUGAGCUAGUGCGAUAAGCGGUUGAGCAGCACGACUUGAGCUUGAUGGAGCAAUAUCUUCAAAAAACUGACCCGGGAUACCUUGACUUCUGUGCUGCCCUAUCGGGUCCAACUCACUCUUCUUCUUAGGUUUCUAUCAUUUCAAACUCAAAUAUAAUAUUUGUAUUGUUUUUUGUUGUUUAGAUGGUUUCUUGUAAGACAAUUAGUGAUUUGAAAUUCACUACUUUUAUGUGCAUUAUAUACUUUAUUAGUAAUUUAUGUCUUAUAAGCCUUUUUUUAGAUUCAAAAUUUAUUAUUACAAACAAAAU